UUUUCCUCACUAUCAUACAAUUAAUAUCUUAUCAACGCUGAUGUGGUGUUCAGGGUUUCUCAAAAUGUAUUAUCACACUUAACUACGUGUUUGUUUCUGAGUUCAUAUAUAUUGCUCAUGUUAAUUUUUAACACUUGGCAGUUUUUUAAAUUCUAUUCAACAAUAUUCCAGGCAAAAUAAGGUUUAUGCGGCUAAUGAAUAUCCAACUAUACAAAUUUCACAUUCUAUUAAAAAUCAACUAUUUUUAAAAUAGUACUAUGACAAUUCUACUUAAAACGAAUGAAUGAGAAAUAAAUUUAAAAAAUGAGAGCUCACGUCAUGACAUUGGCUAACAGCAUUAUCGGUGUUAGCAUACUAGCUAUGCCGUUUUGUUACAAAGAGUGUGGAAUAAUACUUUCAACAUUAUUAUUGGUGUUAAGCAAUUUAAUGUCGAGAGCUUCUUGCUAUUUUUUAUUAAAGUCUGCAAUAAAAUCAAGGACACGGGAUUUUGAAUUCCUAGCAUUCCAUUUGUUUGGUAAAUUGGGAAAAGUCACUGUUGAGUUGAGUAUAAUAAUGUUUCUUAUGGGAACUUGUAUUGCAUUCUUUGUUGUUAUGGGUGAUUUAGGACCUCAGAUUAUCGGUGAUAUGUUUAACAUAAAAAAUACUACAACUCUUCGUCCAAGUAUUAUGAUUGGUUUAGCUGCAUUUGUGGUGUUGCCGUUGGGGUUGUUACGUGAUGUUAAUAGUUUAAAUACAAUUUGUACAGCAGCAAUAAUAUUCUAUGCUUGUUUAGUAUUUAAGAUUUUCAUUGAAGCUUUUGACAAACUUUUCUCUUCUGUUUGGGUUUCAGAAAUAUAUUUUUGGAAACCAGUUGGUCUUUUCCAAUGCUUACCAAUAUUUUCAAUGUCUCUAUUUUGUCAAACACAGCUGUUUGAUAUCUUUGAGACAAUUACAAACGAAUCAUUGGAUAAGCUAAAUGCAAUAAUACGUUCAUCAAUGAAUAUGUGCACUAGUGUUUACAUUAGUGUAGGAAUUCUAGGAUAUAUUGCUUAUUAUGACUCAGCGUUAACAGGGAACAUUCUUACUAGUUUUUCAGAGUGUCUGUCCAGUGAUAUAAUUAAAAUUGGUUUUGUUAUGUCUAUUGCUGUUAGUUUUCCUCUGGUCAUAUUUCCAUGUCGGUCAUCAAUAUAUUCUCUACUUGCUACAAAAGAUUAUGUACUUGUAUCUGGAGGAAGACAGCAUAUUGCAGAAACCCCUUUUAAAUGCAUCACAUUUUUUAUAGUAUUAUUUUCCUUAGUCACUGGUCUUUUAAUGCCUAAUAUAGAAGUUGUAUUAGGACUUAUUGGAUCUACUAUAGGAGUUAUGAUAAAUGUAAUGUUUCCUUCUAUGUUUUUAGUACGUGUGGCCAAUAAAAAUCCUAAAGAAAGGUUUUGGGCUAGAUUUAUAUUUUUUGUUGGUAUUUUUAUUAUGGUAAUGGGAACUUCAGCUAAUCUCUACGCUAUACAACAGACAUUUUCAAAUGUGAAAACCAUCCAUAGAGAAGUUGAAACGUUGGAUGUUAAACCUAUGGCUACACAACAUGACAUUAUAAAUCCAAAAUUGAAAACAUCUGAAGAGAUACGUGUUGAACCUCCUAUUCCUGUGGAGCCUAUUAUAAAAUCAAAUGCUGAAGUAAAAAAAGAAAAAUCAGUAAAAGUAGAUAAUGGAAAUACUAUUAGUAAAGAUGCAAUUAAGAAAGAGGACGAGGAAUUGGAAAAACGGCCUGAAAUAGAGUUACUUGAAAAGUUAAAAAAUCACGAAAAUGAAGAGAAAAAAAUAUUGGCUGAAUCCAAAAAAAUUUUGGAAGAAUUAAAAGGAGCUCGUCAAGUACAGCUUGAAAAUGAUAAAAAAAAACCUGUUACCAACGUAAUAGACUUGAAAUUCAAUAAAAAACAAAAAGAUAAAAAAAUGGAUACAUCUUUAGACAAAAUGAAAAAUCAAUUAGUUAAGGAUAAGUUACCUUUACCUUUAGUAUUGAAAGAAGCAAACAAACUUAAUAAAACAAAAGUAGAAAUAAAUAGAGAUAAACGAGAUUUGACUUCAACAGUAAACAGUAAUAAUGACGAGAAAGAAGAUAAUUGUAUUAAAAAUGAAAAGGCUGAAAAUAAUGACUCCACAAGAGUUAAAAAUGUUGAUAACAUAGAUUCUGUUGAAAAUGUAUGACAAAUUGAAUAUUAAACAUUGUAAACAUACUCACUUCUUCUUCCCACCAUUCCCACUACCAUGGUUGAUCUCUAUAUUUUGCAAUACUUUAUAUAUACCUAAUUAUAAUAAUAUGUUCUUACCACAAUAUUAAUACAGCUGCAAUAUUUUUUUAAUCUUUUUGUGGACAAAUUUGUAUUAUUUUUAAUAUUUACUAUUAAGUAUUUAAAAAAAUUGUAUGUGUAUUAAAUUUAAAGUUCCUAUAUGGUUAACAGUAAUUACAAUUUGUAUUUAUUAUUUUUAUGUUAUUAAAAUAAUAUUAUAUUCACGAGCUACUCUCAAAGAAAUGGAAAACUAAAUUUUUGAUCAGUUAUUUAUGAUUAAUUACAAUUUAAUAUGUGCUUCUACAUGAAAUUUGAAUGUACGACCUUUAAUACUACAUAAUAAGAAUCCAUGAAAAAACCUGUAAAAUUAAAUUAUUAUUGAAUUUCUUACAUAACUAUAACUUACAUAUGUGCCUUAUGAGUUAUGAGUUCACGAGUAUAUUAUAUUUUAUUUAUUGUUUAUUUUCUGUUUUAAUAUCAUAAAUGUAUUGAUACUUUUAAAUAAUAAAUAUAUAUUAUAAUAAUUAUUAAUUA
Molecule: messenger RNA, 2798 nt
Organism: Aphis gossypii (cotton aphid)
Lineage: Eukaryota; Metazoa; Arthropoda; Insecta; Hemiptera; Aphididae
Product: putative sodium-coupled neutral amino acid transporter 10
Exons: 11
Coding region: 304-2181 (625 amino acids)
Biological process (GO): amino acid transmembrane transport
Molecular function (GO): amino acid transmembrane transporter activity
Source: RefSeq, a predicted model, not a curated record